Messenger RNA from Pelobates fuscus (common spadefoot toad), 2060 nucleotides. It is a transcript of the gene NKIRAS2, whose product is annotated as NFKB inhibitor interacting Ras like 2. The transcript is spliced from 4 exons. Bases 510 to 1085 code for a protein of 191 amino acids. Gene Ontology annotation, molecular function: GTP binding; GTPase activity; GTPase activating protein binding. The record is from RefSeq and is a predicted model, not a curated record. Lineage: Eukaryota; Metazoa; Chordata; Amphibia; Anura; Pelobatidae. Gene Ontology annotation, biological process: Ral protein signal transduction; canonical NF-kappaB signal transduction.
AACACAGACCCAUACAAAAAUACACACACUGACAGAUACACAGUGAUUAAUAUAAACAGACUGACCCAUCAGUUUGCUACGGUUCAAAGAAUAAAUCUUCAUGUGAGAGUCAGGGUUUUCCACUAGUGACAAUUGUGGGGAUAUCAAAGUAAAAUUCAAAUUUUAGAUCAAAAUGGCCAAACUGGAAAAAUAUUUUAGUCGGUUAUGCUUCCAGUUUGGCUACGUUGGCCUUAAAUGUUAAAUUCACUUUGAAUUCUCGAUAUUUCUAAUUUUAAUGAAUAGUCUUCACAGUGUAAGUCUAACAUAUGCGGUAUAUGCAGCAUUCUCAACAAUAAAAGAACGGCUGUGGUUUCAAGUGCCACUAGAUGGCGCUGUAACUUACUGUUAGGUCAUUUCCUUACCUUCUGCUUUUUUCCCUCUCCUCAAGGCGUCUUUCCUCAAUAGACCGGAAACAGGAAGGCUUUAUAAACUGAACACUGAGCUGAUAUUGUUGAAAGCACCGCUGUAAGAUGGGAAAGAGUUGUAAGGUGGUAGUAUGUGGGCAGCACUUCGUAGGAAAAACAGCCAUUUUAGAACAGCUGUUGUAUGGAAACCAUGUGGCUGGCUCUGAUACCAUAGAGACCCAAGAGGAUAUAUACAUUGGAUCAGUUGAGACGGAUCGUGGAGUACGUGAGCAAGUUCGAUUUUAUGACACACGAGGAUUAAGAGAUGGAGUUGAACUACCCAAACACUGUUUCUCAGGCACAGAUGGGUAUGUUCUGGUUUACAGUGUGGACAACAAAGACUCUUUUAAGCGCCUUGAAGCCCUAAAGAAAGAGAUAGAUAGGUCCAAGGAUAAGAAAGAGGUGACCAUUGUUGUUCUUGGCAACAAGUGUGACUUGCAAGAGGAAUGGCGAGUGGAUCAUGAAUCUGCCCAGCAGUGGGCCAAAAGUGAAAAAGUGAAACUGUGGGAGGUGUCUGUGAGUGAGAGACGUACACUUAUUGAACCUUUUAUAUUUCUGGCUAGCAAAAUGACACAACCACAGAACAAAUCUGCAUUUCCGCUCAGCAGGAGAAACAAAGGAGGUGGUUCGUUGGACAAUUAAUUUCCUGUAUUCUUUUCUAUAGAGGUGAAUGCUAUGGCCUGUGCCAUCAUCCCAGCCUCGAGUGUCCACACUUCACAUACCUGCAUUUGACCGUACCUGAAACAGGUGGAUAUCAUCAACACCUUUAAAAAAAAAAACACUACAGGCACCCAGACCACUUCAGCUCAAUUAAGUGGUCUGGGUGCCAGGUCCCCCUAGUAGUGACCCUGCAGCUGAAAACAUAGCAGUUGUUUACAUUGAGGGUCAAUCCAGCCUCUAGUGGCAGUCUCCCUGACAGCCACUAGAGGCCGCUUCCGCGAUCCUCAAUGCAAAAAUCGCAUUGAACUCACGCUGGACGUCAAUAGGAAAGCAUUAAGUGAUUCUUUCCUAUGGGCAGUUUGAAAGCGCGCACAGCUCUGGCUGCGCAUGCGUAUUCAAAGCUGACAUCGGCAGGGGGAGGAGAGGUCACCAGCGCCGAGGGAGCCUGGCGCUGGAUUAAGGUAAGUGGCUGAAGGGGAGCUCUGAGGGAGGGGAGGACCUAAUAACCCUAUAGUGCAAGGAAAACAAGUUUGUUCCUUUAAGUCACACAUAACAUGGCAACGCUACAUUCAUCCAAACGGUUUCAUUUUUAUCUUUCUCUGUGACUUGUCUAAGUGAAUAUUUCCUUGUGAAUAUAUGACAUUUUUUUUAGAAUUGUAGGUUCCUCUUAUUUGAUACGUCAUGGAAGGUUUUUAUAUAAUCAGUGUCUUUAUGAUGUUCCCUAAAAUGAUUUAUGUGUCAUGAAUAAUACAUGAAGGGCCAUGAUUUACCAACUUAAUCCUGAAAUACUUUACUGAGAUGCAAGUUACCUUUCAUAUUGCUGCUACUCUUAUAUAAGUGUAGUUAAAUACCUACAUUCAUUGUGCAUGAAUAUGUUUUGUUUUGUUUUCCAGUGACAGUAGAACAAUAUAUUUGACGUAUUUCUGCAUAAUUAAAUCAUUUUAUGACCUUACACUA